UUUUGCAAUAGUAUUUCUUGUAAGGACUAACAAUGGGAUGAAAUGUGCCCUGAAACGGAUGUACGUCAAUAAUGAGUACGACUUGCAAGUCUGCAAAAGAGAAAUCCAAAUCAUGCGAGAUCUGUCUGGCCACAAGAAUAUUGUUGGAUACAUUGAUUCCAGUAUAAACUCAGUAAGCAGCGGUGACGUGUGGGAAGUGCUGAUAUUAAUGGACUUCUGCCGAGGAGGUCAAGUGGUGAACCUCAUGAACCAACGCUUGCAAACGGGGUUCACAGAGAAUGAGGUCCUGCAGAUCUUCUGUGACACCUGUGAAGCGGUAGCGAGAUUGCAUCAGUGUAAGACGCCAAUAAUCCACAGGGAUUUGAAGGUGGAAAAUAUCCUGCUGCAUGACCGUGGCCACUAUGUCCUAUGUGACUUUGGAAGUGCUACUAACAAAUUCCAGAACCCUCAAACAGAAGGGGUGAACGCAGUAGAAGAGGAGAUCAAAAAGUACACUACACUAUCCUACAGAGCACCAGAAAUGGUCAACCUGUAUAGUGGCAAACUUAUUACUACAAAAGCAGACAUAUGGGCCCUUGGCUGUUUGCUGUACAAGCUGUGUUACUUCACCUUGCCAUUUGGGGAGAGUCAGGUAGCAAUCUGUGAUGGCAAUUUCACCAUUCCAGAUAAUUCUCGUCAUUCGCAAGACAUGCACUGCCUCAUCCGGUAUAUGCUUGAGCCAGACCCUGAUAAGAGACCUGAUAUUUACCAGGUCUCCUACUUUGCAUUCAAAUUGGCCAAGAGGGAGUGUCCUGUCCAAAAUGUCCAGAACUCUCCAAUCCCCACUAAGCUUCCAGACCCCAUCAAAGCAAGUGAAGCUGCAGCAAAGAAGACCCAACCAAAGGCCAGGCUGACGGAUCCUAUUCCUACGACAGAAACUUCCAUAGCACCCCGCCAGAGACCUAAAGCAGGACAGACACAACCCAACCCUGGAAUUCUACCUAUUCAGCCAGCCCUGACACCUAGGAAGAGGCCCACAGCCCAAGCAGCCAUUCAGCCCCAAGUUGCAGGACCUGCCGCCCUGGGCAGCGGUCAGCCUUCGCUCCCUGCGAGCGUCCCCCAGCCAAAAGCAGCACCUCAGCAGACGCCGGUGCAGCCGCAGAGCAAGCAGGCGCCGGCUCCGCAGCAGGCCUCGCAGGCGCAGUCCCAGGUCCCUUCUACUCAGCCACAAGCCACACCUCAGCAUCAACAGCAGCUUUUCUUGAAACAGCAGCUACUGCAGCAGCAGCAACAGGCUGCAUAUUACCAGCAGCAGCAGAUAAUGCAAGCUCAGCAGUUCCCAGUGAUGCAGCAAGGAGCGCCGGCGCAGCAGCAGCUGAUGCAGAACUACUACCAGCAGCAGCAGAUGAUGGCCCAGCAGGCAGCAAUGCAGCAGAAGACAGCAGUAGCAGCAGCUCAGCAGAAGCAGCAGGCCCCAGCACCGCCACAGCCCCAGGCCCAGCAGGGUGUAGCCCAGCCAGCACCUCCGCAGGAGCAAGCGAUGCAGGCGCAAAUAAGGCAACAGCAAAAACCUCAAACCACACCCCCCGCAGCUGUGCAGGGGCAGAAGCUGGGCUCUCUCACCCCUCCGUCAUCGCCCAAGACGCAGCGUGCAGGACACAGGAGGAUUCUGAGCGAUGUGACUCACAGUGCUGUUUUUGGGGUUCCAGCCAGCAAGUCUACCCAGCUCCUGCAGGCAGCUGCUGCUGAAGCCAGUCUCAACAAGUCCAAGUCUGCUUCCACUACACCCUCGGGUUCCCCAAGGACCUCACAGCAGAACGUGUAUAACCCGCCCGAUGUCUCCACGUGGAAUCCGUUUGAUGAUGACAACUUCUCCAAGCUCACAGCUGAGGAGCUGCUGAACAAGGACUUUGCAAAGCUGGGUGAUGGGAAAGCUCCGGAAAAGACGGGCAGUUCCACAGAGAACCUGAUUCCAGGUUUCCAGCCAGCUUCAGCCGCACCCCAGGCAGAUGCGUUUGGCUCUUCCUUCACCGCUGGAUCAGCUGAAAAAACUAAAGACAUUCUGAGUUUGGACACUAGCCCUCCUCUUCUGACUGUGCCUGAUCCUUUCAUUCCUCUCCCAUUAUCCGACGCACCAGAAAAACUGAUUGAGGGACUCAAAUCUCCUGAGACUGCGCUUCUGCUCCCUGAUAUCCUGCCUCUCGCUGACCCUUUCGGUAGCACCUCAGAUGCUGUGAAUGGAAAACCUGAUGUAGCUGUUGAGAGUCUCAUACCGGGCCUCGAGGCUCCGUUGCCCCAACGCCUUGUGUCACAGACUGAGUCGGUUGCUUCCAACAGAACAGACUCCCUCACUGGGGAAGACUCCUUGCUUGACUGUUCUCUGCUUUCUAACCCUGCUGCUGACCUCCUGGAUGAGUUUGCUCCUGUAGCUUUUGCAGCUCAACCUCACAAAGAAGAUACUAACCUGAUAUCAGGCUUUGAUGCUCCUGAGGGCUCUGAAAAAGUGACAGAAGAUGAGUUUGACCCAAUUCCAGUGUUGAUAUCCAAAAAUUCACAAGGUGGGCAUUCUAGAAACAACAGUGGAAGCUCUGAGUCCAGUCUUCCCAACAUAGCCAGGUCUUUACUGCUGGUGGAUCAGCUCAUAGACCUGUAGCAGUGACACAGUAGCAGACGCAGUUUCUGUAACGUACCUAAUCCUCCGUUUUCAUUUCCAGAGGAGUUACCUUCAGUUGUGGUUCUUUUGGUUUUUUCCUUAAUUAAAAGAAAAAUAAAUCUGCCAAGAGGAGACAGUCACCCACUUUCUCCCUGUCUUCCUGUGCCCCAGGAAAAGAUUCUGUCUCAGUUCUCCAGGUAGUCCUCUCUAAAGCUGGUAAACCUGCUGUGGUUCCUUCUGCACCUGUCUUUGCUAGCCUAUGUCUAAAGGGAGCACCGUCAUUAGCCACCCUGCUGAGAUGUACACAUAGCACCAUGGAAAGCCUAACUGUAAAUGAAUUAGAUAGUUGUAGCUGAUGUAUGAUCCCUGCGUAAAACAGACUCCUUUCUCCUUAGACUAGUGUGUGAACAACUGUGUUUCAAUCUUUGCAUUUGUGUUUUUGGGUUUGGUUUUUGUUUUGUUCCUGUUUUUUCUGAUGAAUGGGCAGGAGGAAGGAGACAGGUGAAAUAGAGAGGGGCAUCCUCUCUUGUAGAAUAGAGGUUAGGAGAGCUGCUAUUUCUAAAUUGCCAGUAUAUGCUUCAGGGGAGGAAAAAGCACUGAAUUUCCCUGAACUAGUCUUGCGUAGUACCUCUGGUGAUGGUGCGUAUGAAGAGAGUUUUCCGGACUGCCCCCAACUAAUGGUUUGCUGUUUAACAAUUCUGCUUGUGAAUGAACUGCGCUUCCUUGAAGAAGAGAGGAGGAGGAAAAAAAAAAAAAAAGAAAAAGAAAAAACAGAUUGUUAAAGCUGCAAAAAUGACCCUAAGUGAAAUAGAAAAAAAUUUUGAACCAAAUAUAUGUGAGUAUGGCUGUGAUGAGCUUUUGGUUGGAUUUUUUCUUUUUUUGGCUGAAAAGGGCAUUGUGGCAGCAACAGAUGUAUUUUCUGUGAUUUCUGUGUUUGACUGGAAGAAAAUCCCCUCAAACCUACUGUAAAUUGUGUAUGAAACAAAUUGUCCUGCAGUUGUUUGUCUCCUUUUUAAUCCUGGUUUUAGUCAAGCAUCUGGUAUCUGUUCUGGGUUCCCUGUUUUCUCUUGUAACUGCAUAUAGUGCAAAACGGUUAAGUAUGGAACCUUUUUUUCAGUAGACAAAGAUUACUGUAGACUUUAUUCCACUCUUCAGUCUUUGUGGAACAAGCAUGCACUUGGUUCAGAUGGUUUGAAGUAAGUGCUGCUACAACUUGAUGGGUUUUACCUUUUCUUUUCCCUUUACAUGCUUAGUUUGUCAACUAGCUGGAUAUGCUAAACUUGUUUUCAUUGGCUUAUGAAGUCCGGAAUUUCUAUCAUGUAUUUGAAAGCUCUUUCUGAACAGAAGGACUCUUCCUCUGUAGUGGAAUAAUUAAUAGCUUACCGCUAACCUUGUGUAUGUGUAUGUAGCUGUAUUAGUAAAAGUGCAGUUUCCCAUGUGCGAAAGUAUGAACGACUGAAAUAUGUAUGUACUGACCUCUUGCUAAGAAGGAAAGAAAUCCAAGUUCGUGACUGCUCCUUUCCUAUCUCCAGUCUCUCCCCACCCUGAGACUUAGUUUAACAAAUUCUGUAAAUAGAACUACCAUCAAUCAUGUCUGCUCUCCAUUACUCUUCUUUUAAAACCUACACUUAAUAAUAAAAGUAUUGCUUAAAUGUGUUGUAUCAUUACAUGUGUAUACUGCACUUUCCAAGAGAAGCUUUACAUGAGAACUAUGGAAAUGACCUUAGUACAAUUGUGGAUAGAACUUUAUUUUUUUUUUUGUUUUAUAUUCCUAAAGCACAGGCAAGCUGGACUGGAUAACAUGAAGCUAUAGAUAGAAAGUUAUUGUAUAGUCAGAUACUGAGAAUAUAUGAAAAGAGAAUGGAUUUACAAAAGUAACCAUCUACUGUAUAUUAGAACAAAGAAUUCUGUGAAUUAAAGUACUUUUAAAGAAUGUUUAAGAUUUUAAAUCUAAUAGCACUUGUUCAAGGGUUCUGGAAAAAAUAUAAAUGCACUGGGUUGUUAAUAAUGCUAUUAAAUGAGCAGGUGUGAAUGUCCCUUUUAUUGCUUUUUCAAGUAGGUAUUCCUGGAUUUGGGUGGGAAAUAUGAUACAACGGAAGCUUACAUCUUUAGAAAUGUUUAUUUUUAGACCUGGUUCAUCAGAAAAGACUUCCCUCUUAUUUGUGAAAUGAAUGGAAAAUGCAAGAGAUGGGAAACGGGCAGAUACGUGGGAUUCAUUUUAAGCUAUCCAAAAAUGUGGUUGUCCUGCAGGCAUUAGUUUAGCGUUGCCAUGCUGCCCAAAAGUUAAGGAGGUGUGGGAAAGCUGCUGCUGUGAAGGAACAAGCUGAAUUUUCAUCCUACGUGCACGUGGAAGAGGUUUGGUAUGCAGCAUUACAGUAAUGCAUAAGAACGGUCAUCUCCUAUAGCUAUGUUUGCAAGCGUGUUGGAAAUCCUGGGAGUUGUUUCGUGUCCCCUCUUAAGGGUUGUAGGUUAGGUGUUACUAAGUAACAUAAUACUAACGUGCAGUCAGCAAAAUCGCAGUGGAGCGACUCUCCUCUCUGCUCAUAUGUGCUGUUUAGUCAUGUCAGGAUGACAGAGGAGCCUUUAUACGCAAACAGGCUUGAGCUUGUCGUGCUGUUUUUGGCGUUAGUUGCUGCGGUGGAUCCUCCUAAUAGGUUACCUUCUAAUGCAACCACUGUGCGGGGAGAGUGAUUUCCCUUUCACGUCAAGGCUGUGCUUUGGAUGCAAGAUGAACGCUGCUUUUGGGGUGGUGAGGAGUUAAGUGACAAGUGGAAGAUAAAUGUCAGUUCUUGCUGAUUGUCAGUGGACUUGGGUUUCUAACUGCCCCCCUACCUUUUGACAAUCUCCGUUUUUUCAACUGGAUUAGGAAAAGUGCAAUACCCGCAACUUGGAGAUCAGCAAAUUGGCAUUGUAGCUGAAAGCGUCCACUGUCUCUGGAACAUCUGUCCCAAAACCAGAAGGUAUGGCUGCCUUAAUACUGGCUGACUAAGUCUUCACUGGCUUCUUUGUGACCUUGUAGGAUUGUAAGGACUUCCCUGAUACUGUAGUCACAGUGCAACUUCCAAAUUUGGGCUUCUUGGAAAAGUCUGUGCAAGAUGGGUGGAAGAAUCUUUGCAGGGGUGACUUUAUGGCAAACCUGCAUCCUCUAACAGCACAUUUGCUGCAUGCAAGUGACAACUCAAGAGAAUCUCUUCAAGGAAUAAAAUUAUCUAUUUUUUGAGGGGACUACUUGUAAAGCCUGACAGUGGCUGUGUUCCCACUUUUUAAAAAAGAAACAAAAAACAAAA
Struthio camelus australis is the source of this 5919-nucleotide messenger RNA. NCBI's taxonomy places the organism in Eukaryota, Metazoa, Chordata, Aves, Struthioniformes, Struthionidae. The record is from RefSeq and is a predicted model, not a curated record.